Drosophila grimshawi is the source of this 3295-nucleotide messenger RNA. RefSeq names its product 85/88 kDa calcium-independent phospholipase A2 (gene iPLA2-VIA). Gene Ontology annotation, molecular function: protein binding. Gene Ontology annotation, cellular component: mitochondrion. Bases 117 to 2759 code for a protein of 880 amino acids. Gene Ontology annotation, biological process: lipid metabolic process; positive regulation of ceramide biosynthetic process. The transcript is spliced from 7 exons. The record is from RefSeq and is a predicted model, not a curated record. NCBI's taxonomy places the organism in Eukaryota, Metazoa, Arthropoda, Insecta, Diptera, Drosophilidae.
CUCUUGCCGCAGGGCAACGCAGUAACUUAACAAAUCGAAAGAGCAAAAAAAAAAACUACAAGUGAAUUUGCAAAAGUGUGAAUAAUAAAUUCAAAGUUUGCGAACGAAUCGGCAAAAUGUUUAAUGUACUGCAGCGCCUGCUGGGCGGUGAUAGUCCGCCGAACAAAGUUCUGGAAAUCAAGAGUGAAUCACUGGGCACCCUCCAGGUGUUGGCUCGCGAUGAUGCAAUGGUCCUCUUCGCUCCCCCGUACAACAGCAGCGACAAACGCUCCGCCGUCUACGAGAUUGUGCUGCAGCGCCCCACCUCCGACUCCAACACCACCUCGUUCAGUUUGUUUCGUUCGCCCACUCAGCGGGAGGCCGAAGAAAAGUUUAACACAUUUAUGGAGCGACUGCCCGUCUUUGUGGGCCUCGUCAGAGAGUAUUACAAUGUGAAUGGCUUGCAAAAGAUAUGUGAUGUGCUCUCGGAGAAUCCGUCGUGGACGCUGGCCCAUCUGGUCGCCUACUUCAAUCUGACCGAGUACAUCAGCAAUCCCAAAGUGUUGCAGUGCGUCGAUGCGGCGGAUCACACGACGCUCAUGUCACCCUUCCAGCUAGCCAUCAAACAGAGCAACAUUGAGAUGGUUAAACAGCUGCUGCCACUAAGCAAAAUCGAACACUUGGACAUAAAUAGUAACUCGGUGUUUCACUAUGCCGCCAGCACCACCAAAGAGAUCAUCAAUCUGCUCACCGCAAACAGCACGGUUAAUCUGAACCACCUCAACUCGGAUGGAUAUACGCCGCUGCAUCUGGCCUGUGUGACGGAUAAGCCGGAGAAUGUGAAGGCUCUUCUGCUGGCCGGCGCCGAUGUUAAUUUGAAUGCGAAGAACAUAAGCAAACUGUACAAAACAUCGACACCCACUUCGGUAGCUGGUUUUCUUCGCAACAAUGCCAGCAAACUGUACACACAGGAUAUGAAAUAUGGAGGGACACCUCUACACUGGUGCUCCUCGCGCGAAACACUGCAAGCGCUCAUCAUGGAGGGUUGCGAUGUAAAUGCCACGAAUUUCGAUGGCAGAACCGCAUUGCAUGUGAUGGUGGCACGCAAUCGAUUCGAGUGCGUCGUCACACUCCUCGCUCACGAUGCGGACAUCGAUGUGCUGGACACGGAGGGAAAUGCGGCACUGCACAUUGCCAUUGAAAAGAAACUGGUGCCGAUUGUCCAGUGUCUUGUCGUCUUUGGCUGUGACAUCAAUAUGAAGAAUAAGGCUGGCAAAUCACCGCGUCACAUGGUUGGCAACGAUGCGAGCGGCAGCAAGGAUGAUGAAAUCCUAUACAUAUUGCAUUCGGUGGGGGCGAAACGCUGCUCCGAAGCCAACUCAAAGUGUCCGCCCGGCUGCAAUGCCAAAGGCGCCUACAAUGGCAUACCGCCCGAGGCACCCGAACCUGUCGAGAAGCGCGAACACAUUGAAACUAUGCUGGCGACGACCAGUCGUCAAGUGGUCAGCGGUCUGCUAUCAGCAGCAGUCAAUGGACAAAUGGAUAAACAACAGCAAGCAGCACAAAUGCCCGUCGUAGUCGAUACGGAGAAGGAGCAAAAGGGUCAGAGCAUUAUGGAUGCAUUAUUGGGCAUGUUCAUCACCAAAGUCAAUGCGGAUGAGCAGAAGAAGGAGAGCUCGUCGAGCAAUGUAGCCAGUGCAGCAUCAACGCCACAAUCGGGUGUAGGUACUCCGGAACAGGUGGCCUCGCUAAUGUCACCGUUUCCCUCGGAGAUUGGUGACAAGCCGUAUGGACGUGGACGUCUGCUAUGCCUAGAUGGCGGCGGCAUACGUGGCCUGGUGCUAGUCCAGAUGCUGCUCGAGGUUGAGAAGCUAUCGCGCACGCCCAUCAUUCACAUGUUCGACUGGAUCGCCGGCACCAGCACCGGCGGCAUCUUGGCUCUGGGUCUGGGCUGUGGCAAGAAUAUGCGGCAAUGCAUGGGUCUCUAUCUGCGCAUGAAGGAGCAGUGCUUUGUGGGCUCGCGACCAUACCAGAGCGAAUACUUCGAGGGCAUACUCAAGGACAAUCUCGGCGAGUUCAAUGUGAUGACCGACAUCAAGCAUCCAAAGAUUAUGGUCACUGGUGUAAUGGCGGAUCGUAAACCGGUCGACUUGCAUUUGUUUCGCAAUUACACAAGUGCCAGUGAUAUUCUUGGCAUUGUGACUUCCAUAAGCAAUCGACGCGUACCGCCGCCCCAGCCGGAGGAUCAGUUGGUAUGGCGUGCUGCACGUGCCACGGGUGCAGCUCCCUCAUAUUUCCGUGCAUUUGGGCGUUUUCUGGAUGGUGGCCUCAUCGCCAACAAUCCCACACUGGACGCCAUGACUGAGAUACACGAGUACAAUAUGGCGCUGAGGAAUGUGGGUCGCGAAGCUGAGGCUGUGCCCGUCUCAGCUGUGGUCUCCCUGGGCACUGGUCAUAUACCAGUCACUGAACUGAAGGACAUCGAUGUGUUCCGCCCAGAGAGUAUCUGGGAUACUGCCAAAUUGGCCUACGGCAUAUCGACAAUUGGCGCAUUGCUUGUGGACCAAGCCACCUGCUCGGAUGGACGGGUGGUGGAUCGUGCUCGUGCCUGGUGCAGCAUGAUUGGCGUACCCUACUUCAGAUUCAAUCCGCAGCUGAGCGAGGAUGUGGCCAUGGACGAGAAGGACGACCAGAAGCUGAUCAACAUGCUGUGGCACACCAAGGCCUACAUGCACAUCAAUCGCAACAAAAUCAUCGAGAUGAUCAAUUUCCUCAAAUAGCGCGCAAGAAGGAUUUAGACCGCACAAGAUUCGGCAAAUUGCUGCCUCAUUUGCUCCUCCACUCUAGAUGUAUUCCCCCACUUUCUGCACUGCUGCGUGUAAAUACGUUACUCCUUUUCCUGCACCUCUUCCUAGCGGUCUAAAUCAAGCCCUCCACACACACAAAAUGCCACCCAUUAACACAAAAUAAUUACCCAACCGAAAAUCAUUCUUUUCUAAUACAAAUAAAACGUUUCAUAUAUAUAUAUAGAUAAAAGACAUUAUAUGGUUCCGUAUUGCCAUGAGGAUAGAGAAUUCACUUGUACGGGCUUUGAAUGUAUUGUGGUAUUAUUGGAUAGCAAAAUCCUUAAAAAUUUUGAAUCUUGUGUUAAAUUACUUAUUUAUCUUGUAUUAUUAUUAUGUGUAUUGUAUUUUUAUUUUUGCCAAUUGAAUUCUUAGGCUGUAUGAUGUAAACAUUCCGUGUCGCUUUGGCAUUUAAGUAUAAACAUUGUACAAGAGCACGAAUUUUAAAUAAAACUUUUUGAUGUGAUGUUAAA